Molecule: messenger RNA, 1392 nt
Organism: Rosa chinensis
Lineage: Eukaryota; Viridiplantae; Streptophyta; Magnoliopsida; Rosales; Rosaceae
Exons: 4
Coding region: 151-1005 (284 amino acids)
Source: RefSeq, a predicted model, not a curated record
CGCCUCCCCUCUCCCCUCAUAUGUAUAUAUUUCAAAACCCAACCUCUCUCUCUCAUUCUUCAUCCGCCACUCUCCUUUCUCUCUCUAAAACCUCCUCCUUUUCCUUCUCUCUCUAAAGCCUCCUCCAUCUCUUCUCUCUGAAAGGUCUCGAUGCUGGUGGCGAAGGACGAGUGGACGAGUGCGGCGAUGACCGACGACGUCCUCGUCGUCGAGCUACUGCUGCGGCUGAAGGAGUCGCGAGCGGCGUCAUCCUCGUCGUCUCCGCUUCUCCACUAUCCCUUCACGGCCAAGUCCGUGAUUCCGCGGUGGGGUCUCCGGCUGCCACGCAGCAAGGCGUCGGGGUCGGCGGCGUCUUCCUCGAGAUGCGACGCCGUUUGCCGGAGGAACAACAGUAAGAAGGACGACUCGACUAGAUGCAGCCCCACCACGCCGCUUUCCUGGAGCGGCGGCAGCGGCGGCGGCUCGCCUUCCGGCACUGCCGAUGGAUUCGAAGAGUCCAGCCGCCCCAGAUCCAAGGGUACUGCUACAUAUGAAUCCACUAGCACCACCAAUGGAAUCAAGAGGGCAAGGAAGAAGAAGUCAUAUGAUGAGCUUAAAGAAGAGGAAACUUCGUUGUUGAAAGAAAGGACUAAUUUGAGAAAGGAAAUAGCGACAUUACAGGCUACUUUUAAAGAGCAAAGAGCCAAAAAUGAGCACUUAAAGAGAGCGAAGCUCGACUUGAACUUGCAUUCUUCUGCCACAAAUUUGAUUGCGUACUUUGAUGGAGCGGAGAACGCUAUUGCCAGUCAACCCCAUCAGAGAAUAGCACCUCCUAGUUUCGGACACUUUCCUUCACAUUUGCUUUCACAUGCCACACCGUAUGUUAAUCCGUAUCCUCAACUGGAUUCCAGCGAUGAACACAAGGCUGCUUCGUCAUCUGGGAACAAUUCUUUCGUGCUGCCUGAUCUGAACAUGGUGCCUUUUGAGGAGGACUCUGGUUCGGAAAUGCUAUACGGGAUGAGCUGAGAGGAAAGCAAGGCAUGGAUGGUUAGAUAAAGGUGUUUCAAAUGUAACAUAGCACAUUGCCAGGGAGCUCUUUAUAAGUACUAUAACUAGUGUCAGCAGCAUUCAGUGGAAGUUACAGAUAUAACCUGCUCUGAAUCCCAUUGUUUUAGAAUUACCAAAUGGGAAGUUGACUAGUGGAUGGACAAAGUUUUGUGGGCUUUGUGUUUAGUAUAUUAGCAAUAGAAGACUGUUAAUUAUGUGACACAGGUUCCUGCUUUUUUCUCUAAUAUUCUUUUCUUCGGGGUAAAAACCCCCUCGUUUUACUUAUCCUUCUUCAGAUUAUUUAGAUCAGAAGUUGUACCAUUCUUUGUAGUUUUAAACGUUGCUGGACUCGCUUUUCAGUUUUCA